CCUCUCUCCCUGCCUUGUUUUCUUCCCACCCCGCCUAGUUACAGGGUCACAGCAACGGAUGCGACGGUCAGUUUGGCCCGAGAGUGUGUGAAGUGAGACAGGGUUGGUGCUGGGGGACGGGGCUGGCGUUGGGAACACAGCGCCCGGCUCUACAGCAGCCUCCUCCCCAGCGACCAGCUACAUAUUCUCCGGAGCAGCUCCACAGUUCGUCUGGCUCAGCGUGAAACACCCAGUCCCUAAGGAUCAAGGAUGACGCUUCCUCUCCAGCUCUCUGGGUUCUGAGGUGGCGGAUGAGGCCGAUUUAGGAACCACAGACUCUUCCAAAGGUGGGGCAGAACGAGCGUGAUGAGACAGCGAACAGAAAGCUGAUGCCAGCCAGCAUCGUAACGUUUCAGUAGAGGCAAUCGCCAGCGCCCUCACUCCCCAAGUUAUGGACUGAGCCGCUGGCGCAGAGACAGGGCCGAGUUCAAACAUGUACCCAGCUGCGGGACCCUAUGGACAUCCCGCACCUUGGUGGGUCACGGUGCCAACAGAAGCCUUGGUGCUGCCUCCUAUUCAGAUGCACAACUUCUCGAGUCGGCCGCUGACCGUCGUCAUGGUGGACGCAAACUUUGAGCGUGAAGGAGCAGGGAAAUAUACAGAGUACCAUCACUUCUACAGAACUCCCUACAUGUCUCCAUUCUGGUUCCCGUCACCUGCAAGCUCGGCCCCGUACCCGUAUCCACCCUAUUACCCAUACGGCGGCUAUUUCCCCCAGCAGCCCUCCCUCGUCACGGGUGGCUGGCCUGAAGGCUCCACCCUAAGGGGCGACUUGCACUGGGGUAAGAUAGAACAGAUUUACGGCCCCAGGAGGGAGCUGCCCGACUUUCUCCAGGACGAGCUCCGGCGAGUCUACGGCACCUACCCCAAGACGUUUGUCACCAUCACCUACCAGAAUGGGGAGUACCUGGUGAAGGCAGAGCCCAAGGUCGGGGAGCAGAAAUACAAGGUGGAGAAGAAAGUCAUCAGGAGACCGCCCACGCCCAGUGACGACGAGAGUGAGGUGGUGGAGAAGCAGAAACGCAAGUCGAGGCGCUAAAGCUUCUUGCGGAGGAUGAUGCGUCGAACGGCAAAUACUGUUAGGGUGAGAUUUGGUCGUAUUCAAGCUACCAACACAACAUUGCAGUACAGUAACAAUGAGGGCGUGACGUGAGAUCAGGAGAAGAUUGCUCAAAAUUCCAUGGACACCAAGCAUACCCUUCCAUCUGGUCCAAACAAAGCUUGGCUCCUUGCCACCACAAUCUGCAAGCAGGAAGUGAUAUGUUCUCAACACAUGAACACGUCUUGAAACAGUAAGAGACAGGCCACUCUCGGGUAGUGAAUGGGUUCCGUUUUUACCGAUAUCCUUGAGUCAAGUCUGUCUAUGAUGGCACAAUAAUCACUCGGUGUGGUAACCAGACCUCCACAAUAUUGUCAUGAAUGGCAUCAAACGCACAUUAGACUGAUAAGAAAGAAUGAUUACUACAAGUGGAGAAGGAGGAAACUGGUUCUGCAGCUUGUAGGAACGAACGUAUGUAUGUACGUUGGACUUUUGAAUUUAAUAAUAUAACAGGAGCUUGUUCAUAUGUAGGGGUGUCCAUAAGUCAUAAUUUUAAGGUGACUGGAGGAAGGUAUGAGGGGGAUGUCAGGGGUAAGUUUUUUACACAGAGAGUGGUGGAUGCGUGGAACGCACUGCCUGCAGAGAUUGUGGGGGCAGAUACAUCAUGGACAUUUAGGGGGCUCUUAGAUAGACACAUGAAUGAUAGAAAAAUAGGGGGCUAUGUGGAAGGGAAGGGUUAGAUAGAUCUUAGAGCAGGAUAAAAUGUCGGCACAACAUUGUGGGCCGAAGGGCCUAUGCUGUGCUGUAGUGUUCUAUGUUCUAAGUUCUAAGUCUAAGUCAGGCGUUUGUAAACUGGGGACAGCCUGCAGCAAAGAUCAUUUUGGGAAUGUGGAGGAAAAUAAAUGAGGGGUGAAUCACCAGGAGGAAAUAAGAUGCCAGGAAGUCUCUGCGGCAGCACUGGGAUGCCGCUGUGCAUGAGUUCUCUUAAAGGGAGCUGGAUCAAUGGCUCAUCAGGACUGAGAGUCACAGAGUCCUAAAGUCAUACAGCACAGAAACAGGCCCUUCGGCCCAACUGGUCCAUGCUGACUAAGAUUCCCAUCUAAGCUAGUCCCAUUUGCCUGCGUUUGUCCCAUAUCCCUCUAAACCUUUCCUAUCCAUGUACCUGUCCAAGUGUCUUUUCAAUGUUGUUAAUGUACCUGCCUCACCCACUUCCUCUGGCAGCUCGUUCCACAUAAGAUUAAGAUUUCUUUAUUAGUCACAUGUACAUCGAAACACACAGUGAAAUGCAUCUUUUGCGUAGAUUGUUCUGGGGGCAGCCCGCAAGUGUCACCACGCUUCCGGCGCCAAUGUAGCAUGCCCACAACUUCCUAACCCGUACGUCUUUGGAAUGUGGGAGGAAACUGGAGCACCCGGAGGAAACCCACACAGACACAAGGAGAAGGUACAAACUCCUUACAGACAGCAGCAGGAAUUGAACCUGGGUCACUGGCGCUGUAAUAGCGUUACACUAACCGCCACACUACCGUGCACCCUCUGUGUUAAAAAAUUUCCCAUCAUGUCCCUAUUAAAUCUCUCCCCUCUCACCCCAAACUUAUGCCCUCUCGCUCUUGAUUCCCCAAUCCUGUGCGCAUUCACCCUAUCUACGUCCCUUAUGAUUUCAUACAUCCUUAUAACAUCGCCUCUCAUUUUCCUACGCUCCAGUGAAUAAAAUCCCAGCCUGCUCUCUGCAUAACUCAGUCCCUCGAGUCCCAGCAACAUCCUCAUAAAUCUCUCUGCGCUCUUUCCAGCUUAAUGGCUUCUUACCUAAAGCAGGGUGACCAAAACUGAACACAAUAUUCCAAAUACUUCUGUUUGUGCUUGUAAUUCUCCUACCUCCUUACACGGCAUAGACACAUUCAAUACAGAGCCUUUAAUUAUUAGAGUCACAGAGUCAUACAGAAUAGAAACAGACCUUUCAGCUAACUGAGUCCAUGCCAAUCACCAACUACACACUUAAACUAAUCCUAUUUUGUUCUCCCCGCAUUCCCCGAACUUCCACCCACAUCCCACCCUCCCCCCCCCCCCCCCCAAGCUGGUCAUUGACUUCAGGAAAGGGGGCGGUACACAUGCACCUGUUUACAUCAACGGUGCUGAGGUCAAGGUUGAGAGGGUUAAGAGCUUCAAGUUCCUAGGAGUGAACAUCACCAAUAGCCUGUCCUGGUCCAACCACGUAGACUCCACGGCCAAAAAAGCUCACCAGCACCUCUACUUCCUCAGCAGGCUAAAGAAAUUUGGCAUGUCCCUGUUGACACUCACCAACUUUUAUCGAUGCACCAUAGAAAGCAUCCUAUCUGGAUGCAUCACGGCUUGGUAUGGCAACUGCUCUGCCGAAGACCGCAAGAGACUGCAAAGAGUUGUGUACACAGCCCAGCACAUCACGAAAACCAGCCUCCCUUCUAUGGACUCUGUCUAUACCUCUCGCUGCCUUGGUGAAGCAGCCAGCAUAAUCAAAGACCCCACCCACCCGGGUCAUCCUCUCCUCUCUCCUCUCCCAUCAGGCAGAAGAUACAGGAACCUGAGGGCACAUACCACCAAGGCUCAAGGACAGCUUCUAUCCCACGGUGAUAAGACUAUUGAACAGUUCCCUUAUACGAUGAGAUGGACUCGUGACCUCACAAUCUACCUUGUUAUGACCUUGCACCCUAUUGUCUACCUGCAAUGCACUUCCCUGUAGCUGUGACACUUUACUCUGUAUUUUAUUAUUGUUUUUACCCUGUACUACCUCAAUGCACUGUGUAAUGAAUUGACCUGUACGAUUGGUAUGCAAGACAA
Pristis pectinata (smalltooth sawfish) is the source of this 3889-nucleotide messenger RNA. RefSeq lists its product as uncharacterized. The transcript is spliced from 3 exons. Lineage: Eukaryota; Metazoa; Chordata; Chondrichthyes; Rhinopristiformes; Pristidae. The record is from RefSeq and is a predicted model, not a curated record. Bases 473 to 1078 code for a protein of 201 amino acids.